AUGGCGAGAAAAUACCAAGGGCAUGCUAUUGGAAUAGACCUUGGCACAACUUACUCGUGUGUUGCAGUAUGGCAGGAACAACACUGUCGAGUUGAGAUCAUUCACAAUGAUCAAGGAAACAGAACUACACCAUCUUUUAUUGCAUUCACCAAAGAUCAAAGGUUGAUAUUGAUAGGCGAGGCUGCCAAGAAUCAAGCUGCUGCUAACCCUCAAAACACUGUCUUUGAUGCUAAGAGGUUAAUCGGUAGAAGUUUUAGUGAUCCAGUUGUUCAAGAUGACAUUCUGUUAUGGCCAUUCAAAGUUACCGGUGUUAAUGACAAACCUAUGAUUUCUGUUAAGUACAAGGGUCUGGAGAAGCACUUAUGUGCCGAGGAAGUAUCAUCGAUGGUGCUCUCAAAGAUGCGACAAAUUGCUGAGGCAUAUUUAGAAUCACCAGUUAAGAAUGCAGUUAUUACUGUCCCAGCUUAUUUUAAUGAUUCUCAGCGAAAAGCAACUAUAGAUGCCGGUGCUAUUGCUGGCCUCAAUGUCAUGAGAGUAAUGAAUGAACCUACUGCUGCAGCUAUUGCAUAUGGCCUUGACAAAAGAACUGACUGUGUUGAAGAACGUAAGAUGUUUGUCUUUGAUCUUGGUGGUGGCACAUUUGAUGUGUCUCUACUAACUAUCAACAAUAAUGUCUAUCAAGUUAAAGCAACUUCUGGAAACACUCACCUCGGAGGAGAAGACUUUGAUAACAGAAUGGUUAGCUACUUAGUACAAGAGUUUAAUAGAAAGAACAAAGUGGAUAUUAGUGGAAAUCCCAAAGCCUUGAGGAGAUUGAGAACGGCUUGUGAGAGGGCAAAAAGAUCACUUUCUUUCCUUGUUGUUACAACUAUUGAGAUAGAUUCUUUAUUUGAAGGCAUUGAUUUUUCUUCAUCGAUCAAUAGGGCAAAAUUUGAGGAGAUGAAUAUGGAUCUAUUCGAUGAGUGUAUGAAGAUUGUUGAAAGUUGUCUUCGUGGUGCUAAAUUGGAUAAGGGCACGGUAGAUGAUGUUGUUCUUGUUGGUGGAUCUUCUAGGAUUCCCAAAGUACAACAGCUAUUACAAGACUUUUUUAACGGAAAGGAGUUGUGCAUGAGCAUUAAUCCUGAUGAGGCUGUAGCUUAUGGUGCUGCUGUUCAGGCUGCAUUGCUGAGUGAAGGCGUUAAGAGUGUUCCAAAGUUGGUGUUGCAGGAUGUUACACCUUUGUCUCUUGGCAGGUCAAUACUAGGAGAUGUCAUGGAUGUGGUGAUUCCAAGGAACACUUGCAUUCCUGUCAAGAAGACUGGAUCAUAUUAUUCAACUGCAGAUAACCAAACCAGUGACUUGAUUAAGGUUUAUGAGGGUGAGAGAACAAGAGCCAGUGACAACAAUUUGCUUGGUUCUUUUACUCUUUACGACAUUCCCCUUGCUCCUCGUGGCACCCUUCAAUCAAAUGUUUGUUUUGCUAUUGAUGAAAAUGGAAUUUUGACUGUUUCAGCUAAUAAUAAUGUUUCUGGAGUUUCGAGAAUGAUCACAAUAACCAAUCACAGAGAUAGAUUGUCAAGUGAGGAAAUUAAUAAAUUGAUUCAAGAAGCUGAGAGUUACCAUAUUGAAGACAAGAAAUUCCUAAGAAAGGCCAAAGCGAUGAAUGCAUUGGAUGACUACAUUUACAAAAUGAGAAAUGCUUUACAGAAACAGGAUAUUAAUCUAAAGCUCUCCUCUCAAGAAGUUGAGAUUAUCAAAUCUACAAUUGCUGUGAUUACAAAUUUGAUUGAUGAGAAUAAGCAAGAGGUAGAAAUAGAUGUUUUGGAGGACCAUCUAAAGGGACUUAAGAGUACCAUGGAAGACAUUUUAGCCAAGACUAUUUAA
Messenger RNA from Vicia villosa (hairy vetch), 1863 nucleotides. Its product is annotated as heat shock cognate 70 kDa protein-like. Gene Ontology annotation, cellular component: cytoplasm. Gene Ontology annotation, biological process: protein refolding; cellular response to unfolded protein. Lineage: Eukaryota; Viridiplantae; Streptophyta; Magnoliopsida; Fabales; Fabaceae. The record is from RefSeq and is a predicted model, not a curated record. The coding region runs from base 1 to 1863 and encodes 620 amino acids. The transcript is spliced from 3 exons. Gene Ontology annotation, molecular function: ATP binding; misfolded protein binding; ATP-dependent protein folding chaperone.